UUGCAUAUAUUUAAACAUACCAUGUUAGCAUCAGUAGCAAGUCUGGAGCAAACCGCGCCAACAGAGUUCUCGUCUCGAUCGUACCACCCAAUUUCAAAGCAUGGGUUGGCAGGAAAAAAACUGAUAACAUUGACCCCAACACGAAUCCAUACGUGGGUUGAACCGCCCCAAAUAACAUUGCCCCGACCGAUCCCAGCGUUGCUUGCUUCCAUUCAGGCAAAUUCAAUGCGAGAAGCCUUACAAACGAUGGGGCACGAAUGCUUUUUUCACCGGAUGCCGAAGAACUAUGCUGUGAAUCAAUACUUGUGUUUGGUAAUGGAAGCGCAACAGAAGCUACUAAAUGCCUGAUGGCAUUGUCAUUGACAUGAGUGCCCAUAAGGGUUUGAGAGGUUGGCAUUUGUUGGCGAACAAGAGAGGUGUAGAUGCCAUUCUCAUCUUUGAUUAGAUCCCCAUGUGAACCAAUCUCCUUAACCUGGCCAUUCUGUACAACCGCGAUAAUGUCUGCAUUCCGGAUGGUGGACAGACGGUGGGCUAUUGUUAUUGUGGUGCGACCAGAUGCAGCUCUGUCCAAAGCUUCUUGCACCGAUCGUUCCGAUUCCGUGUCAAGUGCACUGGUGGCCUCAUCAAGAAGGAAAAUCUUUGGUGCUCUGAUUAUGGCCCUUGCGAUUGCCACCCUCUGCUUCUGUCCACCUGACAUUUGCACCCCUCUUUCGCCGACCUGUCAAGCAGAACGAACGUACUGGUGAGGCAUAAAGAUAUAAGCAAACACAUAGAGUCUUGAGACUAGUAUAGGUUUUAAUUUUACCUGGGUAUCAUAGCCGUUAUGUAACUGAGAGAUGAAGCCAUGAGCAUUGGCAGCUUUGGAAGCCUCAAUGAUUUCUUCCAUGGUCGCGUCCUCCUUCCCAAAGAUUAUGUUUUCCUUAAUUGAAGUGGCAAACAAGGCAGGCUCUUGGCUCACCACUCCCAUUUGGGACCUCAGCCAAUUCAGAUGCAACCUAUCAAUGGCGAUGCCAUCGAGAAGAACUUCACCACCAACUGGAUCAUAAAACCUCUGCAGCAGCGCCACCGUUGUGGACUUCCCU
Cuscuta campestris is the source of this 1082-nucleotide messenger RNA. NCBI's taxonomy places the organism in Eukaryota, Viridiplantae, Streptophyta, Magnoliopsida, Solanales, Convolvulaceae. The record is from the annotation of a GenBank genome assembly.